This is a messenger RNA of Ruditapes philippinarum (Manila clam), 4144 nucleotides long. Its product is annotated as protein disulfide-isomerase A3-like. Gene Ontology annotation, molecular function: protein disulfide isomerase activity. NCBI's taxonomy places the organism in Eukaryota, Metazoa, Mollusca, Bivalvia, Venerida, Veneridae. Bases 146 to 1612 code for a protein of 488 amino acids. The transcript has 13 exons. The record is from RefSeq and is a predicted model, not a curated record. Gene Ontology annotation, cellular component: endoplasmic reticulum. Gene Ontology annotation, biological process: response to endoplasmic reticulum stress; protein folding.
UAAACGGGCAGGGAACCAGACUUUACCGGAAGUUGUUAAGAGAUUGUCGUGGACCAAUGAAAUCACGACAACACAUUUGCACCGUCCACGUUCAGGAACCGGCAUAUCUGUCAACACAAUUGAGAGAAAAGAUCGCGUCGUAAAGAUGAUACUUACCUUUGCAGUUUUUGCGCUUUUGUCUUUGGCAAGCGCUAGUGAUGUUUUAGAUUUCGAUGACAGUAAUUUUAACAACAAAAUUGGAGAUCAUGAUGUUGCCCUCGUUGAGUUUUUCGCUCCGUGGUGUGGACACUGUAAAAGGCUAGCUCCUGAGUAUGAGAAGGCAGCAACCACCUUGAAAAAAAGUGAUCCACCUGUGGCACUUGUGAAGGUUGACUGUACAGCCAAUACAGAAGUAUGUGGAAAAUAUGGAGUCAGUGGUUACCCUACCCUGAAAAUAUUUAAAGGUGGAGAAAUGACCGAAGACUACAAUGGCCCUAGAGAAGCAGACGGUAUUGUGAAGACAAUGAAAUCAAAGGCAGGACCUGCAUCCAAGGAACUUGGAAAUAACAAAGACUGUGAUAAAUUUUUGGACAGUGAUGACUAUGGUGUUGUAGGUUUCUUCAGCAGUGCUGACAGUGAACUUGCCAAAACAUUCUCGAAAGUUGCAUCUGCUUUGAGUAGUGAAAUGAGAUUCGCUCACACCUCAAAUGCUGAUGUACUGAAGAAACAGGGAUACAAAGAUGAUAUUGUCAUGUUCCAACCAAAGAGAUUACAGAGCAAAUUUGAAGAGAAGGUCCGAAAGUACACUGACGAUGCAACAGUAUUUAAAAUUAAACAGUGGAUUGGUGAACAGAGCAUUGGUUUGUGUGCACACAGAACACCAGAUAAUGCUGAUAAAAUAAAGAAACCAUUUAUUGUGGCUUAUUACGAUGUAGAUUACGUGAAAAACGUGAAGGGAACAAACUAUUGGAGAAACAGAGUAAUGAAAGUAGCUAAGAAAUUUCAGGAUGCUGGAAAAAACAUUAAUUUUGCUAUAAGCAGCAAGGAUGCCUUCUCACAUGAAAUUAGCGAGUACGGUAUUACAGCCAGUGACGAAAAACCAGUUGUUGCAGCACGCGGUAGCAAAGAUGAGAAAUUUGUAAUGACAGAUGAGUUUAGCAUGGACAAUUUAGAAAAGUUUGCAAAUGAUUUAUUAGAUGGAAAAUUAGAGGCAUACCUCAAAUCUGAACCAGUUCCAUCUCAAGAUGAAGCUGUUAAAGUACUUGUAGGAAAGAAUUUCCAGGAUAUAGUUACAGAUGAUAAAGAUGUUUUGAUGGAAUUUUAUGCGCCAUGGUGCGGACACUGUAAGAGUUUGGAACCAAAAUACAAGGAGCUUGCUGAGAAGCUUCAAGAUGAGACUGAUUUGGUCAUUGCUAAGAUGGAUGCUACAGCCAAUGAUGUUCCAUCACCAUAUGAAGUACAGGGAUUCCCAACACUUUACUUUAAACCCAAGGGUGGUCAGCCAAAGAAAUACCAGGGUGGAAGAGAAGUAUCUGACUUUGUGAAAUAUUUGGCGAAGGAAUGUAAAGAAGAAUUACAGGGUUAUACCAGAGAUGGAAAGAAAAAGAAGAAGGGAAAGAAAACAGAGUUGUAAACAAAUUAAAUAAGAAUAAGUGUUAGACCAUAUUUAAAUUAGAAAAAAUAAAAAAAAGACUUACUAACAGCGUGAAUUCCGAUGUAAGAAAUAGAGAGAAAUAAAGUAUAUAUCAGGGCAGCUUAUCUAAAAUUGAAGACUACUUAAAAUAUUUUUGGUUUUUUUUGGCAGGUUUAAAAUUAAUUGCAAAAAAAUUUCCCAUCAGUGCUUCAAACGUGAGGAAAUAUUUUACAAGAAUUAGAUUAAUAUUCUAGAUUUUGAAGGGAUCCUUACAAAAAAUAGUAGAGGAUUACCCAAAGCUACCUUGUUAUAUGCUUAAUAAUAAAGAACCGGAAGGAUAUUUGGGGUGUUUUCCAGCUGGUUUUCGGUUCUUGUUGUUCUUGUGAUAAUCAUCAAAUCUAAUCAUAUUAUAUAUCACAUAAUGUCUUGUUUUAGAGUAGCUUAAUGUCCGGUUCUAAGUACUUGUUCCCGAAAUUCAUCUGACUGUACUUAAGUGUGAAAUUUGAAUUUUUUACUCCACAUUGUGUUAACGCGUUAUUACUGAUGAAUGCGUUUUCAUGGAAAAUUUAUUAUAGCAUUUUGGAAACAAUUUUACUUUUUGUUAGAAAAUAUUUAAACUAAGGGGAAUUAAUUUUCAUGAUGUACAAAAUUGUUGACAAUUAUUUAAAGUGAAUAUUGAAAGUGUGAAAUGAAAUAUUGAAGAUUUUAUUUUAUUUAUGAACCAUGUUAAGAUGUAUCAUAUAGUAUAGCCAGGUGCUGGAAUAUAUUGCUCAUGUAUUAUUGAAGGGGAAUGCUGGUUAUUUUUUACCAACAACUUGAAAAAUAAUCUAUUUGUAUUUUUUCCUUCUGUUAAAACUUGGUUUACAAAAUUACAUAUUUAGGUUUAUAAAUUUUAUUGACUGCUUAGUUUAUGAACGUUAUUAAAUAUUUAGUUUAACAACAGUAAUAAAAGUGAAAAUGUGGUUUUUUUUUGUGUUAACUUGUUGGGAAGGAAAUCAUUAAUUUAUUAGUUCUACGUUUUGGUUCUAUUGAACUUGUGGUGUAAAAUGCUGUGACAUCAUGGUUGUUUUUGAGAUGAUGUUGCUUAUUUGAUUACACUUGUUCAGGCCUUAAAAUGCUAAUAAAUUUUAAUUUAUUGAUUUGGAUGAUGUAAAAAAAUUAUUUUUUUUUCAUUUCUCAUAUAUAAAUAUAAUAGGCUGCCAGAUUGUUAAUGACUUGUAAAUGCGUUUUGGUUUUAAGCCUGUAUGUUUGUUAUCAUAAUGUUGAAAUAAAAGGAUUCAAUUCUUGCCGUUUACAAAAAAAAAAGUGCUCCAAUUUAAACAAUACACAAGUAGCAGUGCUAAAAAACUUUUGGUUAUCGAAUAUUGUGAUUUUAUCUUCCCGAUGGUGUAACAGUUUCUAUGUGUAUAUAUGAGUAUGGUAUAUAGGCCUACAAGUAUUUGAUCGAAAGAAAGCAUUGUAAUUCAGUGUGAUAUAGUCAUUUUUGUAUGAAUGAGAAAAUGUCCGUUAGAAAUUUGUGCGAUUUAAAUUCUCGUGGGCUCAGUUUACUUUGUCAGUUUCAGUUAUCAUAGUCAUCUAAACAGUGUUAUAACUGUUUGUGAAAAAAAAAGUUGAGACUUUGAGAAAAUAAGGUGAUAAUAUACAGCAAAAUGUCACCGAGACCUAGUUAUGUCAUUGUUGCAUGCAUCCAUCAAGUUUUUUCUUGUAUCAUUAAAGAGACAAUCGAGUGCAUCUGCCAAAAACAGGUUCCAUAGUAAUCUUCCAUAAAAGUAAUUUUUAGUUACUACCAUGUUAAAAAAAAUAAAAACAAAAAAACAUGAUAUAAAAUUUCAUAACAUAUUCAAUCAUAACAGUUCACUUCCAAAUAUAUCUAGGCCAGCGGGCACAUCCGUGCAGGCUGACCAGGCUUUGUACUGUUGAUAGGCUCAAUUUUUGUGUUUUGAUAUUGAAAUCCCUACAACUUGCAAUGGAAUGUUCCAAGUUUUAAAGCUUGGCGGAUCCAUUUUGCAAAUACAGCAGAUUCAGGGUCAAUUGAUUUGACAUGAGCUGUGUCACAACAAAACCAACAUAGUGCGUUUGCGAUCAGCAUGGAUCCAAACCAGACUAUUUGUAAUAGGGUUGGUAAGCGAACAGCAUGGAUACUGAUCAGACUGCGCGUAUGCGCAGGCUGGUCUGGAUCCAUGCUGGUCGCAAACCCAUUAUGUUGGUUUUGUCAUGACACGGCUCAUAUAUUUUUUGUCAUUAGAAAAAAGUCAUAUCAUUUAAUAUUGUAUAUGUUAACAGUUUAUUUUUUAAGGAGACUUAUUUCAAGUAUUAUGUGCCUAAUCUUACAUUGAUUGAAAAAAUAAAAUUCUCAUGUUGAAGAUUAUGGUGGACCAUUUUCUUGCAUUUAUGUAUUGUAUUGUUUUAAUGAUGGGGUAAACAAUGGGGGAAUUUAAGAUGUUAUGAAUGUGUAAAAGUAUACAUGUUGUACAUGUUGAUGAUAGAGAAAACUACAUGUAUUAUGACAGAAUAAAAUAAUAUUAAAUUAUA